AUGUUUAUGAUAAUAUACGUUUGGGUGAUAUAGAGUAACUUGUUUACAUUACCAGUCUGUUAAAUGGCAGCCCCCAUAAUAAAGCAUGAAACUCUAUUAGUUUGAUAUAGUUUUACUGCAUGUGUCUAAUGCUCAAAAUGAAAACACCAUGUAGAUGGGAUUCUCUUCUGAAAUUAUUAAAGAGGAGACACUAUUUAUAUGGACCUGGAUUACCAUUGUUGAGAGAAAAUGUGCGAAAGAUGUGGCUUGAAAAGAUGGUGACAAAAGUUGAAUCUUCCUUCCUUCUACAUGGACCUGAUGAUCCUCUAAUGUGUUACCCACAGGUGUUUGAGUUACACAAUGAGAAUAUACCUUUCUCUAUAGCACAUAUAUCAACCAGUGCAAAUGAUCUUAGCAGUCAGUCAGACAAUCUAAAACCCCUGUGGAACUAUGGACCAGAGACCUGUUUUAAAUUUCUACAUUUCUGUUCCCCAGUGUCAGUAAACACAACAUAUGAUCAACUUGUCAAUGUUAGAUUUUCAUGGUGGAAAAAGUUGUCAUAUAACUCUUCUGAUUUCACCCUGUCUAACAUGGAUGAGACAAGUGAGGUAUUAUCAGGUAGGCGUAUACAGUACCAGUUCCCAUGGGGGUUAGAGACUGUGGAAACUAUUUGUAAUAUGGGAGACAAACAUCUUAAAUCUCUUCAUGAUCAGACACAGUUAAACUUUAAGUAUAAUGGUGGAAAGAAAGAUGUGUUCCCAUGUCAGAUACAAUGUGAGAUGACUUUAGAGAUGGCCACCUCCCUCUUCCUAAAUGAUGCCUAUGUGGAGAAGGGUACAGGGGAUGAUAAAGUGAAACAUGUAUUACACUUAAAUCCAGUACUGGCCCCGUUUCAAGUAGGAUUAUGUAGAGAUGGUAAUAUGAAAGAAGAAAUUAACGAGGUCACCACUUACAUUGCUGGUUUACUGAGGGCACAAGGACAUCAAAUACUUGACAUAUGUGACUACAAGAAUAAUUUGAACUGGCAGAUGGAAAGAUUUGAUGAAAUGGGCGUACCACUCACAAUAAUAGUAAAUGAUUCAACAAUAGAGACUGGAACUGUAAAAAUACGAAACAGAGAUACAAGGAUAAAGGAAACAUUAGCAAUUGGAGACCUCACAGUGUAUGUGACUAAACACGUGACACACCAACCACUGGGUUAGUACUUUAUGAAUGGCUGAUUGUCAAAAAUGGAGAAAAUAAAGAAAAAGGUGACAGUAAGGAUACAAACACACAGUCCCCUAGCAACUUAGUUCCUUAGCAACCAGUGGUCCAGAAUAAGGACAUGAGGACUACUUUCUGAAAUAAGGAAUUAUGAUAAAAUUCCUGUACUUUGUAGGUGUCAGGGAAUGAGCAAAGUUAUGAAGAAUAGGAUAGGAUGUUGGAUAAAAUAAUAACAGUUGUAUUAUAUGGAUGUUACUGUUAAUGGACAGUUUUUUGUCAGUGAAUAUUGUGUCUGUGACACAGUGUGUAUAUUCUUUGUGUUGUUAUUAUUUUGUUUAUGUAAAAUUUGUUAUUUAAUUGAAGGAAUAUUAUUAUACAGCAACUUUUUAAACAAUGAUUUAUUGCACACUUUUGGCGUUUAUGUUAUCUUUAUACACAUUGAACUUAUGCAAUCUUUUUGUUUUAAUUUUUAUGCAUUUUGAAAGCAAUUGUGCUGUCUUAAAAAAUUGUUAUAAAUAUUUUUAACAUCCAUGUUUGACAUGAAAAACCUUGCUUAGUGUAUUAAGAGUUAUAUUACCCAAAAUUUGUCCCUGUCCUUGAAGCGAUACCCUUACUGUGUAUAUGAAAAAGUCUCAACAAAAGUUUGUUAAGAAAGAAAAUAGUUGGCUUUUUUUAAACAUCAAAGUAAAUUUAAUGUAAAUUUAAUGUAUCUGUCAAGUUUCUUCAACAUAGUGGAUACAUGUUUGUUCUUAACCUUGACCCUGCAAUACACGUGACCAGUGAAGACAAUGAUCAGCCGACAGGACAUUGUCAUCUGAUCAUGGUUGGCACUGUUCGCUAUUCAUUAAGCGUAUAUUUUUUAAAAAAAUUCCUAAAACAAAUAAAAGGUUUUGUCCAGAUGAAAAAAUGAGUAAGUCCAUUUGAGAUAUUUUAGCAUUGUAAAUGUUAAAUUGUUUAAAAAAUCUCUUAAUCUUGUGAAGUUUGAUCUAUUACAAAACAAUUAUGUUUUUACAAAAAGAAAAGAAAGCAUUAUUUAGGACCAGAAUGUAAUCAGAAUGAAAAUCUUAGUAUUGAAUUAAUGAUAUACCAGGUACAUUCAUGUGUAAUACAAAAAAGUAAUCCCAAAAGGCUGACUGGCUCAUAGUUUACUGUCUGAACAAAUAUAUAUUAUUUUACCCUUUCACUGCAAUAUUUUAUAUAUAAUAUACAUGUAAUUAUAUACAUGCUAUUAUAAUAUGAUAAUGAAAAAGAAGUUCAGAUAUUUCUGUAAAUUUGGUGCUGUUAUGAAAAUCUGUGUAUCUUAUUUGUGCCAUGUGCUUGAAAUUUGAUAUUGAUGAAUAACUACAAAUACAGAUAGAGAAAAUGAAUGAAUUUAAGACUUCUGGAAAUAAAGAUAACAAAUGUGUAACAUUUUCAAUAUUCUUUU
Messenger RNA from Ruditapes philippinarum (Manila clam), 2608 nucleotides. RefSeq names its product DNA polymerase subunit gamma-2, mitochondrial-like. Gene Ontology annotation, cellular component: mitochondrion; cytoplasm. The record is from RefSeq and is a predicted model, not a curated record. The coding region runs from base 120 to 1181 and encodes 353 amino acids. Lineage: Eukaryota; Metazoa; Mollusca; Bivalvia; Venerida; Veneridae. Gene Ontology annotation, biological process: mitochondrial DNA replication. The transcript is spliced from 10 exons.